ACGGGCAUGGGUGGCUUUCAUGAGUCAUCAAAGAUGAAGUUUGAUUCAGAAACUCGUAUUUUCGGUGAUUCACCGCGUCUUGUCCAGACUUUCUCGCUCUUUGUCACUUCCUGCCUUGUCGGGGCCCGCGGACCACUCGCACCCCUCGGACUCCGCGGCGCGUCAGGCCUAUUCUUGGCAUCAAAUCCACUCCGCCGUUUGGGCUUGACAAGCUGCCAAUCUUCUUGCAUCCCUCGUCACAGUCUCCGCCAUCCAUUGGUUUCCUCGUGAUCAUGGCUUGGCUGGCUGCUUUUGGCAGGCUUGGAGCUAAUCUCACCCCUAAUGUUACCUCUUCGGGUUCCCGCCAUCGGGAUUUUCGUGGCGCAGAUGAUCCGAUGCCGUAUGAGAGGCUCUAGUAUAUAGUAUGGCGCUGACAAUAGCCGAUCCUUCCAUCCUUUUUCCCUUCUCUUCUAUGCUCGUUGUUGCCCUGUGACUUCGGGAUGUCGCUCCAAGGUAAGGCUACUAGUACACCCACACAUCACAUGGGUAAUCUAGCCCCGUCCAGCGACAACUCGUCGAACGAAACGGUCACCUCCACUACUCAAGCUCGUCAGGUCGAGGAAUCUCACGGGCAGAAGCUUGAGACCGAUGUGUAUGAGGACAGCGAAGCCCAAAGGGAGCAGGAGGUACUCAACCUUGCUCGCAAGUUCACGACUAGGUCGAUCGAUUCGCAUCACCAACCGCUCUUUGGACCAAACCCUGGCAAGAAAGUCGACCCCCAGAGCCCCGAUUUCAGCGCGAAAUCUUGGGCAAAAGCCUUCUACAAUGUACGAUACAAGGCAGAGGGUAACUCUGAGCCGCGGCUCUCUGGGUUUGCCUUCAAGGGUCUCCAGGUGUAUGGAUACGGCAGCGCUACCGAUUACCAAAUGAGCGUCGGUAAUGCCUUGCUCAAACUUCCGUCCAUGGCUCUUCGCUUCUUCAGCGGAAAGCACGGGCAGAAGGUCGACAUUCUUCAAGACUUUGACGGUCUAGUCCUACCGGGCGAGCAGCUAUGCGCUCUCGGUCCGCCUGGCUCGGGCUGCUCAACACUGUUGAAGACGAUUGCCGGCGACACUCAUGGUUUCGAGGUUCACCCGGAUUCUUAUAUCAAUUACCACGGUAUCACUUCUCGACAGAUGACGACCGCAUUUCGCGGCGAGGCCAUCUACACCGCGGAAGUUGACAUUCACUUUCCUAUGCUUUCGGUGGGCGACACCCUCUACUUCGCUGCUCUUGCUCGUGCACCCUACCAGAUUCCCGGCGGCAUCGAUCGUAACGAGUAUGCGACUCAUCUGCGCGACGUGAUCAUGGCCAUGUUCGGCAUCGGCCACACCAUCAAUACACGGGUGGGCAAUGAUUUUGUCCGUGGAGUCAGUGGGGGCGAAAGGAAGCGGGUAACAAUUGCUGAGGCCGCGCUGAGCUACGCCCCAUUGCAAUGCUGGGAUAACAGCACCAGGGGUCUUGAUAGUGCCAAUGCUGUUGAAUUCUGUAAGACCUUGCGCACUCAAAGCGAUGUUUUCGGAACGACUUCGUGCAUUGCAAUCUAUCAGGCACCCCAGGCCGCGUACGAGUUGUUUGAUAAAGUGACUGUGUUGUAUGAAGGACGGCAAAUCUACUUCGGCAAGGCAGGCGAGGCAAAGUCCUAUUUCGAACGACUCGGAUUUCACUGUCCUGAAUCUCAAACCACUGCCGAUUUCCUUACUUCGAUGACAAGUCCCGUCGAACGAGUGGUCAAGCCUGGGUUCGAGCACUUGGUGCCUCGAACCGCCGACGAGUUUGCUCAAAGAUGGAAAGAUAGCCCCGAGCGCCAGGAUCUCUUGCGCCAGAUCGACCAGUACGCACAGGAACACCCGUUUGAAGGUGCCGACUUUGAGAAGUUCGAUCAGUCGCGAAAGAUGGAAAAGUCAUCCAAGCAACGCCAAAAGUCACCGUACACUCUCUCCUAUUGGCGCCAAAUCCAGCUGUGCAUGUGGCGAGGAGUACAGCAGCUGAAAAAUGACCCGAGCGUCACUCUCGCCAUGCUAAUCGGAAAUUUCUUCGAAGCUUUAAUCAUCGCCAGUAUUUUCUAUGGUCUCGCGAACGAUACCUCGUCUUUCUUCUCCCGGGGUGCGCUAUUGUUCCUGAUGGUCGUUUUGAACGCGUUCUCGAGUUUACUUGAAAUUCUAUCGCUCUAUGCGAAAAGACAGAUCGUGGAAAAGCACAAUCGCUAUGCACUAUAUCAUCCUAGUGCUGAAGCAAUAUCUUCUUUGAUCGUUGACAUGCCCUACAAGAUUACCAAUACCUUGAUCGUGAAUACGACUUUGUAUUUCAUGGGAAACCUUCGCCGUGAACCUGGCCCAUUUUUCUUUUACCUUUUGAUCUCGUUCUUCACGAUGAUGUCAAUGUCGAUGUUUUUCCGUCUCUUUGCCUCGAUCACUAAAACCAUUUCUCAAGCUCUCGCGCCAUCCGGUAUUAUCAUGCUGGGUCUUGUUCUGUAUACCGGGUUCACGUUGCCGGUCGCUUACAUGCGUGGUUGGGCGCAUUGGAUCCGCUAUAUCAACCCUAUCUCUUACGGAUUCGAGGCUAUCAUGGUCAAUGAGUUCAAUGGACGCGAAUUCCCGUGCGUUGCAUUCGUACCGUCUGGCCCGGGUUAUGAGGAUAUCUCCCCAGACCAGCGCGCGUGCGCUACGGCGGGCUCCGUUCCUGGCUUUGAUACGGUCAGUGGCUCGGCAUUCGUUCAAAGCUCUUACGAAUAUUCGAACAGCCACCGCUGGCGCAACUUCGGUAUCAUUGUUGCUUUCACUAUUUUCCUCGCUUUUUGUCACUUAGUCAUGUCUGAGUUGGUGGCCUCCGAGCGCUCCAAAGGAGAAGUCCUUGUGUUUCGUCGUGGAAGGGUACAGAAAUCCAAGGCGAGACAGUCACAAUCGGACGAGGAGCAGUCGGGUUCUCCUGAACUCCAUGAGAAACACGACAGCGGCCUUGAAUCGGAUGCUGAUGUGGAGAAGCAAGUGUCCAUCUUUCAUUGGGAAAAUGUCUGCUAUGACAUCAAAAUCAAGGGCGAACCUCGGCGAAUCUUGGACAAUGUUGACGGUUGGAUCAAGCCUGGCACUUUGACUGCACUGAUGGGUGUUUCCGGAGCGGGCAAAACUACUCUUCUUGACGUCCUUGCCAGUCGCACAACAGUCGGGGUGAUCUCGGGCGACAUGUUGGUAGAUGGUCGACAACGCGAUGAAUCGUUCCAGCGCAAGACGGGCUACGUGCAGCAGCAAGAUUUGCAUCUCCAUACAUCAACUGUUCGUGAGGCGCUUGAAUUCAGUGCUCUUCUUCGUCAACCGAGCCACUUCACCCGACAAGAGAAACUAGACUAUGUCGACAAGGUCAUCAGCCUCCUCAAUAUGGACGAAUAUGCCGACGCUAUAGUAGGAGUUCCCGGCGAAGGGCUCAAUGUGGAGCAGCGAAAGCGCUUGACCAUCGGCGUCGAGCUCGCCGCACGCCCGAAAUUGCUUCUUUUCCUGGAUGAGCCCACCUCUGGGUUGGACAGUCAAACCUCUUGGUCCAUUUGCAAUCUCAUGGAAAAGCUUACUCGCAACGGUCAAGCCAUCCUUUGCACCAUCCAUCAGCCGUCUGCAAUGCUCUUCCAGCGCUUCGAUCGAUUGCUUCUGCUCGCCAAGGGCGGCAAGACUGUUUAUUUUGGUGAAAUCGGCAAAGACUCUGAAAUAUUGAAAGAUUAUUUUGUUCGCAAUGGUGGACCAGUAUGCCCACCUGGAGCUAAUCCGGCAGAAUACAUGCUCGAAGUGAUCGGUGCUGCGCCUGGCUCUCAUACAGACAUCGACUGGCCUGUCGUUUGGCAAAACAGCAAUGAGCGCCAGGAAGUUCGUGCAGAGCUUGGUCGCCUACGUGAGCUGGCCAAUUCACCUUCCGCGAUCUCUGAUCCAAACGACAAAUCUAGCUAUGAGGAGUUCGCGGCACCCUGGACGACACAGAUGUACCAAGUCGGGCUGCGAGUUUUUCAGCAAUAUUGGCGCACCCCCUCUUACAUUUACUCCAAAGCUCUGCUUACCAUUGGCUCUGUAUGUCAUAGAUCCCUUCCCAAGAUGAACAGCUGAACUAACCAUGCACAGUCUAUAUUCAUCGGUUUCUCGUUUUUCAAAAGCGAAAACACCACCCAAGGCAUGCAGAACCAGAUGUUCGGUAUCCUGAUCUUCUUCUUCGUCGUUAUUCAAUUAAUGUUCCAAAUCAUCCCGGUCUUCGUCGUGCAACGAACCCUCUACGAGGCACGCGAACGGCAGUCCAAAACUUACGCAUGGCAAGCCUUUGUUCUUUCGAACAUCGCGGUCGAAUUUGCCUGGAACUCGGUAAUUCCCCUUCUCUUCCACCAACCACCAAAACCGAGAAUAAUAGUAACUAACCUUCCAACCCAUCUUCCCAGUUCAUGGCCAUCUUCUGCUUCCUCGUCUGGUUCUACCCGAUCGGCCUGUACCAAAACGCACAAUACACGCACACGAUGCACUCACGGAGCACGCUCGCCUUCCUUAUCGUCUGGGUCCUGUUUCUCUUCUGCAGCUCGCUCGCGCAGAUGCUCAUCGCCGGAAUCUCCAGCGACGAAAUGGCCUCCGCCCUCGCCAACAUCCUCGCCAUCAUGCUCUACGCCUUCUGCGGUAUCCUUGCGGGUCCCGACGCCCUCCCCGGUUUCUGGAUCUUCAUGUACCGCGUCAAUCCCUUCACGUACGUCACCGCGGGCCUGCUGUCCACGAGCCUGGGUAAUGCGCCUAUGCACUGCGCGGAGAACGAGGUGUUACGGUUCGCGGCGCCGGAGAAUCAGACGUGUGGGCAGUACCUUGGCCCCUAUGUGCAGGCCAUGGGUGGGGAGGUGUUGAACCCAACUGCGCGUGGUGAGGAGCAGUGCCGGUUUUGUAGUGUGACGUGGACGAAUGAUUUCUUGCGGGGGGUGAGUAUUGAUGUUGAGACGAGGUGGAGGGAUUUCGGGCUCGUGUGGGUGUAUGUGGUUUUUAAUGUCUGUGCGGCGGUGUUUUUGUAUUGGUUGUGUCGGGUGCCGAAGGGGAAGAAGGAGACGAAGAAAGUGAAGGGGAACUAGGGUGCCUGCCUAGGUAUGGAGGAUGGUGAUGGUGAGUUGUUGGAUUGGUUGGUUUGCAUUGCAUUGAACUCGGAACGAGUCUAAUGGGAACGACAGGAUGCCUACUGCAGGUACCAACUCCUUCAAAGAAGGGGAACCAGGAGAAAGUAAGUUGGGCAAAGGAUUCAAAAUUGCAAGGUUGGAUCUAUUGGACUGUUUAGAGUGGAGGAUAGACCCAGGAUAAAUUUGUAAUCACUCAUACUGUUAGAUUGUACUCUACGCACAAACUACAAUUUCAUUGUUCUUCGAAAUCUCAUCAAAAUAGUACCAGAGUUAAAGUUUUCGUCUCGAUUUCUAUUCAUCCUUGUCCAUUCAUCCCCCCUUUCCCUCCACCGGUUCGCCCCUUGUCCAUUCUCUCAUCCUUCAUCUUUUAGCUCUGUUUCAUCUCAAUCUCAUGUCAGCAAGCAGCUGACAAACAGCAGUCCCCCUUCCCA
This is a messenger RNA of Aspergillus melleus, 5565 nucleotides long. RefSeq names its product Multidrug resistance protein. Gene Ontology annotation, molecular function: ATP hydrolysis activity; ATP binding; ABC-type transporter activity. The coding region runs from base 480 to 4103 and encodes 1207 amino acids. The transcript is spliced from 3 exons. The record is from RefSeq and is a predicted model, not a curated record. Gene Ontology annotation, cellular component: membrane. Gene Ontology annotation, biological process: transmembrane transport. Lineage: Eukaryota; Fungi; Ascomycota; Eurotiomycetes; Eurotiales; Aspergillaceae.